AUGAAAAAUUCGCUCGAGGUAAAUAAAUCGGAGGGUACCUUACUAGUAGAUGAGAGGAAGAGAUUAAGAAUAGGAGAGCUAUAUCGCUACAAGUUUUCUGUGAACAGAGAUGUACUUAAAGAACACGGUUUAGAUGUAUCAUACUUAUUUGUAAGAAUCAAGAACGAAGAGAGCCCACUUCUACGACCGGUUUAUUUGACGGGACCAUAUUCCUUCUACAUUGAUAUUAGACCGCAUAACUAUAAUGAGAAUCGCAAGUUUCGAGGAAAAGAAACGAUCUCAUUUAUCGAAAAUCUGAAACCAGAUGAAAGAUUUAAAGUAAAAAUAUUGCUGAACAAAAAUUCCAGAGUUGGUGACAGUUCAAAUUAUUCCUGGACCGUUGAUAUAAUUUCACAAUUGGCGGUGACCACGAUCCCAAAGCUGGAAUUCACGUUUAGGAUAGGAACUACUCGGAGGGUGGUUAAGAGAUCCAAUGAGCUUUUUGAAAAUAUUGAAGGCGUUUCUUUGGAGAUGUGGGAUACCAAAACUCUUUGGGAUUUACCACCAAAAUUUCCAGAAAAGCCUGUACAUCUUGUUAUUGUGACACAUGGUAUCUUUUCUAAUAUCGGGUGCGAUAUGUUAUAUAUGAAAGAUAAAAUUGAAGAAAUGACGUUCCCGAUGAAUGAGUCUAUUAAUCCGAAUAUAAUAGUCCGGGGGUUUAUGGGCAACAUUGGGAAAUCAGGUCAUGGAGUACAUUGCUUAGGUGUUAGGGUUGGAAAGUAUGUCCUUGAAAUUGUUGAUAAGUUGAACAAAAAGUAUAAAGUGGACAAGAUAUCAUUUAUUGGUCAUUCCUUGGGAGGACCAACACAAUCCAUGGCAGUUCGUUACAUUACCGUAAAAAAACCAGAUUUUUUUGAUCCGGUGAAUGGUGUCAAACCAGUUAAUUUUAUUACGCUAGCUAGUCCCUUUAUUGGUGUUAUUGGUGACUUCCCCUUUUAUUUGUCGGUUCCGCUUGAUAUGGGUGCCCUGGGUUUGACAGGAAGAGACUUAAAUUUGAAAUACACACCUUUAACAUCCAAAGACGGAUUAUAUACAGACGAUGACUCUAAUCCGGAACAUUCCAAAUACAUAUUGGAGAUUCUUCCACAAGCACCGGCCAAAAAAAUAUUCGAGUCUUUCAAAAGGAGAACCAUAUAUGCCAACAUCAUGGAUGAUGGUAUCGUUCCAUUACGAACUGCCGCGCUUCUAUAUUUGGAUUGGCGAGGUAUACAUAAAGUCCAAAAAAUCAGAAAAGAAAAUAAGAAUCAAUCAACUUCUGGCGGGUAUAAUUCCUCCGACAGCCGAGAAAGUAGUACAGCAUCAUCGCCUUCUAGUAAAAAUGAUAAUAACGUUGGCGAGAUUCCUCCAGAAAGUCCGAAUAAAAAAGCGGCCUUACAGUGGAGCUUACCUCAAGCUGUCAUACAUGGGAGUAAAAUAAAUAAAUACAAAAGAGGACAGACCAAUGAGGCAGCCUCAAAUUCGGAUAAUGAACGUGGAGUAAUCUUUGACGGUCAAAAAUUCCAACCUCCAAAAGAAGCUAAUACAGUAUUAUCAGCUUUAUCAGUUCUGACCGCGGCUAUACCAGAUCAAGAGUAUAUCAAAAAUCCAGCCGUAAGGAAAGAUGAAGUCAUACAUGACAAACUUUAUCACCCAGAAGAAUUGCCUCCUCCACAUUAUGAAAAUAGGCCUAUUGUUAAGAAGCUUAUAUAUCCUAACGAGAGUGUCAACAGAAUCCAAGAACGAAUUGCCAGGGAAUGGCAAGAAACGAUGACUUGGCGAAAAGUAUUAGUGCAAAUCCAGCCAGAUUCGCACAAUAAUAUAAUAGUAAGGAGAAGAUUUGUCAACCUGUACGGUUAUGUUGCCGUAGAGCACAUGGUUGAACACCAUUUCGGUACUAAAGUUUGUAGCGAACUCGCUGAUGAUCCAAAUGAGCCAAAAGAUGAAUCAAAUCAACCACAGCACCUCGAAUCAUCAAAUGAACAAAACAAUCGGAGUAAAUCUAAGGGUGUGGUCGACGCCUUAUGA
Molecule: messenger RNA, 2043 nt
Organism: Saccharomyces mikatae IFO 1815
Lineage: Eukaryota; Fungi; Ascomycota; Saccharomycetes; Saccharomycetales; Saccharomycetaceae
Product: putative hydrolase
Exons: 1
Coding region: 1-2043 (680 amino acids)
Molecular function (GO): monoacylglycerol lipase activity
Source: RefSeq, a predicted model, not a curated record